Molecule: messenger RNA, 360 nt
Organism: Fraxinus pennsylvanica
Lineage: Eukaryota; Viridiplantae; Streptophyta; Magnoliopsida; Lamiales; Oleaceae
Source: the annotation of a GenBank genome assembly
AUGGAGGAUAUUGGGUUGUUCAAUCAAGGAUGGAAAUGGUUGCAAUCAAAGGAUUGUUAUUGCGUAGCAAGUACAGCUGCAAGCUGUUCGAGGGACAAGAUGGGGAUAUUUAUGGAGCGACAUUGGCCUAUGGUUUGCUGUGGCUAUGCAAGAUUUAGGAGAGGUCUGCUGUUUUUGUUGGUUUAUUGGAAGAAUUGUUUUGUUAUAGGCUUCCAGUCGUUUAUUAGGCUGGGUUCGGCAUCUCUGCUUGUCAUUGUGUGGAGUUUCUUUCUCAGCUUAACAUCAAUGUCUGGUAUUCUGUAUGUGGUUCUUAGUAUGGAUCUGCUUUUGUAUUAUAUGAUGUUGCCUAGACUUGAUUAG